AUGGCAUCUACCCACCAGAGGAGUGUUGAUGAGCUCUUCCGCUCCGUGGAGCGCUCCCAGGAGCAGUACCUCAGAGACCUCAGAGCCUUGCUCGAGACUAGGAACGGCCACCGUGGGCAUGUCGCGCCCGGGAGUCAGCGCAUGGAAAGGACAGGGAGCAAUGACAGAUCACCCCAGUCCCCCAACCUGAGGGCGGUUCCUACCUCUGGAGACACGACACCCGUGGCGCUCUCAAGAGCGACCUUCCCCAGCGAGACAGCCUCGUUACAAGUCAGUCCCGCCGACAGACGACCCCGACGACUCACCAACGAGCUGGCAGACCGGAGGCGAUUUACCAAUCUGACCAAUGAGGUGUUGGACGGUUCAGGGUGGGAGAGUGACGAUGAUUCCGGCAGCUUCACGCCGCUGCCUCUGCUGCCGCAAACAAUGGCCCGGAGUGCGUCGCUCCCGGUAGAGUCGAGUUGGUGGCCGCGUGUCCAGAAGCCUUUGACACGGAGAUCAUACACACGCCCCGACCUGGUUCGCCAUCUGAAAAGUAUCACGGAUGACAAGGAGGCGACCGUCGCGGUGCUUGGGGAGGUCAUCCGUCAGUGCGAGGCAUCGACGCUGUUUGGCAGUGACUCGGACUCCUUGAUUGCUGAUAAUGUGGCUUCUACUUACGAGGUCUAUGAUAUCGACAGGAAUGGACAGUCAACCACUGUGCAUGAUGAUCGAGGCACUGCCGAGGAUGAAGUGCUCGACCCAGCUACCGUGUGGGAGACUAUCAAGGACGUCAAUCUUGACGACAAUGCUGUAGGGCGUGUUACGUCAGAGCCGUCACCUCCCAUUCUUGCGGGCAUCCACCUCGCAAUGAGCAAGCAUUUCGACAUGGACGAGUUAUUUUCCCACCUCGUGUCUCCCCAUGGAAACCAGGGCAAGACUACUGCGUACAUGCACAGAGCAGCUGAAGCGAACCCUAUACACCAGAGUACCUUCUUUAUUGUUUUCAAGUACUACACUGUGGUAGGCGAGGGUCUCACACCGGCACCCUGGCAGCAGUACGACCACCGCCCAGCAGACAAGAAGGCUCCAGACCACAUCAAUAUCACGGAGUGCAGCUCAAUACUAGCCCUUGCGUUGGAAGGAGAGCCUGUCGGCAAGGUGCCCCUACGAAGGGGCCGGAGAAAGGGCUCAAAGCUUGGUUCUGUUUACGACACCUUUGCCCCAUAUCAUCUGCUCAAUAUCCAGUGCUUCCCAGAUCAUAUCCACGCGGAGAACGAGUCUAUCAGAAAGCCGUGCUACUACAAUGGGCCAUAUGUAUUCCUGAAUCGUCUUGUCGCCGAGUACAAGGACGCGACGAAAAGGUACCUGCAGCUCAACGAUCGGAUCGAGAAACUGAUCACUCCUCCGAACCAAUUCAUGUUUGACGUCAAGCUCCGAGACAAGCUGCUGUUCGAGGACGCGGACUUCACCUUCAGCCGGCGGUACUUCUGGGCCUACAACUCCCUCGGCGUCAUUAACGACGGCAUCAAGUCCAUGAUCAACGCCUACACGGACACCUUCACGCCCGAGUUCUGGGCCGGGCGCGACCGGACACUAUGGCCGCACCCGGACCCGGACAGCGCCGAGGGCAGGAACUACCUGUCGCAGCUGGGCACGCUGCGCCAGGAGCUGGAGCAGGUCAUCGAGGACCUGAAGCAGGUCUUCAAGGCGAACGAGCUCGUCAGGCAGGAGAUCGUCAGCCUGCGGGAGCAGCUCUUCAGCGGGAGCUCGGUCAAGGAGAGCCGUAGGGCCAUCGAGCAGGGCGACAACAUCAAGAUCCUCACGGGCGUGUCGAUGCUGUUCCUGCCUCUGACUUUUGUCACGUCUGUCUUCGGCAUCACGGAGUUCACGUUCUCAGCCAACGACUGGCGGUUUCCUGUUACUAUGGUCGGAGUCUGCGUCCCCUUCUUCUUACUAAUAUUCGUACUGCAAACCCGCGCCGGAAUGCGCGCAGUCCGCCAAAUAGGCGACUUCAUCGAGGGCAACAUGGGCAGGUGGAGCGACCGCUCGCGGAGCCGCCACGAGAAACGGCUCCAGCUCCAGCAGCAGCUCUUGCAGGCGGCCGAGUCCCAGGCCGCAGUCGUCGGCGGGAGAAGGCGGAUGAGCCUGAGGAGGGGUACGAAGCGGCGCAAAGCCAGCGCUGCCGGCCUCCCGACGAAUGGGGUGGCGAAUGGCGUUUUUGUGCCGGCUCAGCAGAGGGGCAAGUGGUGGGUGCGGCUGAGGAGGAAGGAGGAGACCUCCGCUGGGCAGAACGGCUUGAUUGUGUAG
Messenger RNA from Diaporthe citri, 2289 nucleotides. RefSeq lists its product as uncharacterized. Gene Ontology annotation, biological process: metal ion transport; transmembrane transport. Gene Ontology annotation, cellular component: membrane. Bases 1 to 2289 code for a protein of 762 amino acids. Gene Ontology annotation, molecular function: metal ion transmembrane transporter activity. The record is from RefSeq and is a predicted model, not a curated record. Lineage: Eukaryota; Fungi; Ascomycota; Sordariomycetes; Diaporthales; Diaporthaceae. The transcript has 6 exons.